This is a messenger RNA of Eruca vesicaria subsp. sativa (arugula), 661 nucleotides long. Lineage: Eukaryota; Viridiplantae; Streptophyta; Magnoliopsida; Brassicales; Brassicaceae. The record is from the annotation of a GenBank genome assembly.
CCAAGAAAAUGAGUUGCGUUGAUGCUUCUUCUUUUUUGUUGUUGGGAUGAUGAAAAGAAAAAGAGUAAGUGGAUGGAGCAUGUGCCCGGAUCGUUUGGCACCAGCGCCAGUUUCGCGUUACGUUUCGGGCAAAUCAUCUUCUCUUUCGCUUCUCUCAUCUUCAUGUGCUUGGACUACGAUUUCUAUGACUUCACUACCUUCUGCUAUUUGACGACUGUGAUGGCUUUUGUAACUCCAUGGAGCAUCUCGCUUGCACUUGCCGAUACAUACUCUGUUUUACUAAAACAACUUCCUCAUGAACCAAGACUUCUAUCCAUGGUUCUCGCCGGUGAUAUAGUACUGUCUUUUCUUUCUCUGGGUGGGGCUUGUGGUGUAGCCAGUGCAACCGAGCUGCUUUUGUCUAUGGGUGCACCCAUCUGCGGCGAUAACCUCUGUAGCCAAUACCAAGUCUCGGCUACAUUAGCCUUCUUGUGUUGGUUUCUGUUACUUGCUUCAGCUCUUUUCAAUCUUUGGAGUUUACCUUCGUUAUUAUACUGACGUGGCUUACAUAUAUAGAUAGGGAUCAUAAUAACAAUCAUAGGACAUGAAUGUACAUUUCAUUUACUCAAGAACAUGUUCCGUUCAUGUAAAGUAAAUUAUAUAUAUAAAUAAAAGUAAAUCG